Chara braunii is the source of this 1340-nucleotide messenger RNA. The record is from the annotation of a GenBank genome assembly. Lineage: Eukaryota; Viridiplantae; Streptophyta; Charophyceae; Charales; Characeae.
UCGUUUAUUGUCGUUUUUUCCCUCUCUGCCUACGGUUUACCGGGCAACUCUGUUUGAUGAUAUAUAUACACGGUCACCAGCCUGUACGUACGAAGGUCCCCGGGCCGACCUACGUACGUACGAGCGUUCGGGGUCUCGUUUGGGGUCCGACCCCGACACAGUCGGCCUCCCGCUCCCCUGACUCGGUGACUCCCCCCUCCCUGCCCCCCUCCGACCAUCACUUUUUCCUCGUCCUCUCUGUCCACCUUCGCCCUCCUCCUCUUCUGCGUUGUCCUCCCUAUCCUCCUCCUCCUCCUCCUCUUCUUGGUCGUCGUCGUCGUCCUCCUCCUCCUCCUCCUCCUCGUCUUCUACAUCUUCUUCUUCUUCCUCCUCCUCCUCUUCCUCAUCAUCCUUCCUCCUCGUCCUCCUCUUCCUCCUCCUCCUCCUCCUCCUCCUCCUCGUCAUCCUUCCUCCUCCUUUUCCUUCGCCGCCUCCCCGUCAUCCUUCCUCCUCCUCCUCCUCCUGUUAUAUACUCUGUGUGUAGGGUAGAUACGUCGGCAACCCCUGGGCAUGUAGCAACUGAGGAGGAGGAGGAGGAAAAAGAAGAAGAAGAAGAACUACAAGACGAGGAGGAGGAGGAACAGGAAGAGGAGGAGGAGCAGGAGGAGGAGGAGGAGGAGGAGGAGGAGGAAAAGGAGGAGGAGGAAGAGGAGGAGGACGAGGAGGAGGAGGAGGAAGAAGAAGAUAAGGAGGUGGAGGAGGAGGAGGAGGAGAACGAGGAAGACGAGAAGGAGGAGGAGGAGGAGGAGGAAGAGGAGGAGGAGGAGGAGAAAAAAGAGGAGGCGGAGGAAGAGGAGGAGGAGGAGGAAGAGAAGGAAGAGGAGGAGGACGAGGAGGAGGAAGAGGAGGAGGAGGAGAAGGAAGAGAGAAGGAGGAGGAAGAGGAGGAGGAGGAAGAAGAAGAAGAGGAAGUAGAAGACGAGGAGGAAGAGAAAGAGGAGGAGGAGGAGGAGGAUGAAGAAGAAGAUGAGGAGGUGGAGGAGGAGAGCAAGGAAGAGGAAGAGGAGGAAGAGGAAGUGGUGGAGGCGGGUGAAGGGGGAGGAGGACCGAAAGCUCACCUUGAUGACGCUGCAGCAGGAGGACUCUCCCGACGAAGGCUCCAGCGGGGGCAUCGAUGGCUGCAGCGGCACAACAGUAGGGCAGUGGGGCAACGGGGCAGCAAGCCAUCAUCGCCGACAGACUGAGCACAAGGGCGGCGGGCGGGGACGAGCAGCAGGUACCACGGGGACGGGGCAGUGGGUUGUUGCUGGGUAAGAACGGUUGGGGAGGGCCGCAAAUUCAAAAUAAAAAAUUGGCCUGAUC